AUGAGGGCCCAACCCGUAACCUUAGAUUAUCUUGCCCAGCUCAUGGAUCCAAGAUUAUGCACACCUAGAGAGUAUGGACUCGACCAACUUUUUCCUCUUCUCCAGGGUAUUGUUGGUUUGGUACGAACAGGAGUUCAGGUGGGCCAAUUCCAUUUGUUCAUUGCUUUGGCAAUACUUGAAAGGCAUCGGGACGUUAUCAUAGACACUCUGAAGCAGUUGGACAAAGUUCCAAAAUACAUCAAUGUGCUUUGUACAACUAUAGAGCUUUCUUCAACCCAGAUCUGCACUGAGGCAUUGUUUUACAAAUUCCAGUAG
Molecule: messenger RNA, 315 nt
Organism: Tuber melanosporum (Perigord truffle)
Lineage: Eukaryota; Fungi; Ascomycota; Pezizomycetes; Pezizales; Tuberaceae
Exons: 3
Coding region: 1-315 (104 amino acids)
Source: RefSeq, a predicted model, not a curated record